AUGAUCCGAAUCUUGACAGAAGAAGUACGAUGCUCUUUGCGCUCUGGGUUUACCAUUAGUUCAGUAGGGCAGUGCGUGGAGGAACUUCUACUAAACAGCACAGAUGCUGAGGCAACAUGUAUUGCCGUGCGAGUGGAUUUGGAAACGCUCAGGAUCCAGGUGGUGGAUAAUGGAUAUGGUUUAUGUGAGGAGGACAUGAAACUUGUGGGAAUGAGAUACUUUACAAGCAAAUGCCAUUCCCUCAAGGAUUUAGAAGAUCUGAAAUUUUAUGGAUUUAGAGGCGAGGCUAUUGCAAGCAUAGCUGAAAUGUGCAGCGUAGUAGAAAUUUCUUCAAAGAAGAAGAAUGCAGCAAGGACAUUCACAAAAUUGUUUCAAAAUGGAAAGUCGCAGCAUGUGCAUGAAGCUGAAUUGAACAGGCCAUGUUAUGGGACAACUGUUACUGUGUUCAACCUGUUUUAUAGCCUACCAGUACGGAGGAAAUGCAUGGAUCACGUAAUAGAGAUUGAACGUAUCCGACAAAGGGUAGAAGCAGUAUCCCUCAUCCAUCCAUCCAUUUCUUUCUCUCUUAAGAACGAUGCUUCAUUUUCUGUGAUACUUCAGCUGCCUAAAACCAAGGACGUGUGCUCUCGUUUUUGUCAGAUUUAUGGACUUGCCAAAUCUCAGAAGCUUCUGGAAAUUCAGCAUUCUUUCAAUGGCUUUUCUAUACAAGGAUACAUCAGUAGUGAAAGUCACUAUAAUAAGUCCAUACAGUUUUUAUAUAUUAACAAAAGAUUGGUUUUAAAAACAAAAUUACAUAAACUUAUUAAUUUUCUGUUAAGGAAAGAAAGUGUAAUUUGUAGGUCUAAACCUCAUGUUGGCGGUAAAUUAAGUUCUAGUCCAGGGAAGAAUCGUGGUCCCGAGCUUUAUGGAGUCUUUGUAAUUAACCUCCUGUGUAAUUUAUAUGAGUAUGACAUUUGCUUUGAGCCUGCAAAAACCUUGAUAGAGUUUAGAGACUGGAACUCUGUAUUGCUGUGUGUAGAAGAAGGUGUAAAGACAUUUUUACAGAGAACUAACAUGUUUUUAGAGCCAUCUAAGGAAGAUAUUACUGACUUUAAUGAGAAAACCAAUUUAACUCUGUCAUGUCAUGAAUUUCAAAAUGUGGAGAAGAACCAGCAAGAGAUCUUUCAAAAGGCUUGUGACAGUGUAACGGAGAACUAUGCAAUGUCAAAUCUUAAGUCAAAAUAUGUAAUCAGAAGUAAUACUAAUGAGAUACAAAUGCCAAAUACUACUGUGAAUGAUCCUAAUGAUACAAACAAAUUUCAAAAUACUCCCUGUAGGGUAAGUGAUGCACUUGUUGAAUGCAAAACAACGCAGUCAGACAUGUUAGAAGUCUCUCCACACAAUAGCAGCAUCCCUAAGACAAAUACAGAAGAUACAGGAUCCUCUACAUGUGUUAAUAAAGAUAACUCGGAAGAUAUGAUAUGUCCAGGUUCCUUUGAAGGUCACUGCAGUGUUGUAAUGCAUGAUUCAGCUGAACUUGAAGCUGUACAAAGUGGAAAUAGUUCUGACCAUCUGAAGAGAGAAUGUUCUACAUUGCUUAGUCCUCGGUUUAUGACAUGGGAGACGAGCCUUCCUGUAGAUACAGUAAGAGACAAAACUCUAUCUAAUAUACCAUGUCCAGUUGUGAAUGAGGUCAUCUCACAAGUAACACAUGACACGAAUAAGAAUUAUUUUUGUUCAAAAGACAUUUCUAACGAAUCUACUAAAUUUGAAGUAAGCCAGACUGUUUCCAAGCUACCAUCACCUGAGGGAACAAAUAAACAGUUUAAAAUGUUUUGCAGACCUGGUCCUGUAAGUUCACUUGAAAUACUAGAAAACAACAUUUCUGGGAAGAGUAACCAAUCAGGAAACUUAAGUAAACUUUUUCCAAACAAUACAAAGUCAGUAGAUGCUAAAUUUCCCACAUUAAAUACAAGAAACAUGGAUGUAUUGACACAUACAUACACACCUGGCAUCAAACACAGAGAUACAAAGCAGACUUCUAAAAGCAGGGCAUCCAGAACUUUGCAUUUAUUUGGUCAGCUGGGAUCCUUGGAAAGAUUUAAGAGACAGUAUGGAAAAACACAAUCUUUAGCAGCACAUUCAAGCUCUUUGGAUAAGUUUCACAAUGGCAACUUGAAAGUUCAUCCUCCCAGUGAAAAGACAGAAACAAAUGCUCAUCCUGCAAGAGAACCUCAGGAACUAGCAGAUACUAUAUUAACAAAUGUUAAGCAGAUACAUUUUAACCUUAGUCAGCAAAGUCAUUCUACUCAGUCAGAACAUGCUAAUCAGAUGCUAAAUCCAUCAAGUAAUCAGAGCAAUGGUAACUCAUUGGCCUCAAAGCUGUGUCAGAUGAGGAAUACACUAGAGUCUUCAUAUCUAGAAGAUAUAAAUACUGAAGCAUUAAGAAACUUAAGAGCAACCAGUGAGAUUUCGUUAGGGAUUGCCAUACCAAGUACAGAACAAAUCUCUGCUGUUGUGAAGAGUGUUAAUGCCUCUAGUCCCCAUGGAAAAUCAGAGGAACAGACAGAUUGUGUUCAGCAUACAUUAACAACUGUACAUGACUGGGAGACACAAGACAGUAAAAUUACUUCUGAUGCACUUGAUACUUUUGUCAGAGGUUCAGAAAAUUAUCUAGAUCCCAAUAGUACUCUUCAAGCAAGUGGUUUUGCAUCUCAAAACUGGUGUCAGUGUUAUGAAGAGUCACUUGGGAGGAACGUUUUUAUUAACAAGGCCACAGGCCUUAGCAGCUACAGUGCUCCACUGGAGGAGGGGACCACCCGCUGCAUUAAUGAUCUCUCAACGACUGCAGUGAAUGUUGUCUGCGGUAAUGGGUUUCAGUACCAGUAUUAUCCCUUUAGGGGUGACCACAUUGUGCCAUUCCUUCCCAGGCCUUUUAGAGAAAGAGACCUUGCGAGGCAAAACAGAGAUAAUGAGAACUCAGAGAGAGAUUUACUGCAGUCCAUGUACUCAAAGUGGGAGAACCCAGUGUUCUCACGUCACCCUAUGGUGGCUGUGGAUGUAAGUAGGGGAAAUGCAGACAUCCUGGCAGUCAAAAUACACAAUAUACUGCAUCCGUACCGGUUCACCAAGGACAUGAUACAGACUAUGAAGGUUCUUCAGCAGGUGGAUAAUAAGUUCAUUGCAUGCUUGAUGAAGACUGAGAUGGACGACGGCGCAGAAUCAGAAGGAAACCUCUUAGUGCUGGUGGAUCAGCAUGCAGCCCAUGAGCGUAUCCGUCUGGAGCAGCUUAUUGCAGAUUCCUAUGAGCAUGCACCAGGGACUAGCGGAGUAAAAAGGCUAAAGACAUCCAUUGUGAAUCCCCCACUGGAAUUGGAUUUGACAGAAAAUCAGUGGAGGCUGCUUAGGGCAUAUGCUGGUGGUCUGCGUAACAUAGGUUUGUCUUUGUCAUUCCCUGAUUCACACAACACUCGUGUGCUGGUCGGAGAGGUUCCUCUUUGCUUUGUAGAGAAGGAAGCGAAUGAGACUCAUCGUGGGAGAUCAACUGUGGCCAAAAUGAUGGUGCAGGAUUAUCUAAGAGAACAGGUGGAGCUGUUACAGGUGUCUGGAGGAGCUCAUGGGACAUUUCCUCUGACCGUGCUGAGGGUGCUGGCGUCCCAGGCAUGUCAUGGUGCUGUAAAAUUUAACGAUAGCCUCAGUCUGGAGGAAUGCGAACACCUUGUGCAAGCUUUGGCUGGCUGCCAGCUGCCGUUCCAGUGCGCACACGGGAGACCCUCUGUUCUACCUCUGGCAGAUCUGUGUCAUCUGGAGCUGAGGGAGCAGGUUCCUUCAAGACCAAACCUGAGACGCCUUAAUCAGCAUUGCAGAACUGCAAGACUACAGGAAGCCAUUGUCACCGCUGCUCCGCUACAGCUAGACCCAUCCUCCACUUAGUAACACAAACAGCUUGCAAUCCUAACCCAUGGGAAGGUGACAUGAAAUGGGACACUAGAGGGAGUGCUCAUUUAAUGAUGCGUUUCAUUUUAAGAACCAUCGUCGACCAGUAUAACCCCUGUUGCUGGUAUGGUUAUACGAGAUAGGGUGCUACCUAUAUAAAUACACAUUUUAUUCUCCAGGAACUGGCUGAGCAACCUCUUUAUUAAAUAGUGCUGACAGAGGGCCACAGCCUGAUUGGUAAGAGUCCAUAACAGUCCCAACUGUGACAUCACAGCUCAUGGUCAUCAGGGUGGUAGAGCUCACUCAUCAGGCGGUAAAUGUAGGAUGGGGCAUUUCCCCCAAUGUUGGAGAUGAAGAGGGUAAUAAGUUCUGGGGGCACAUAAUCAAAGAUGGGGCAGUGCGCGCUGACCUGUGAAAGGAUCUCACCUGGAGAGGGAAAAAAAAAAAAAAUGAACUUCCUGUCUUUAAACAUAAAAUUAUACGCUGCCAUUUAUCACCCCAUACAGGACGUUCAGACAUUUGAAGUUUUGUUCUUUUGCUAAAACAGUUGUAGGUUUUACUAUGACUGCUCUACAUAAACCAGUACACAAUGUCUGUGCUACAAAUAAACUGACGUUUUGUUGCUAUAACUCA
Bombina bombina (fire-bellied toad) is the source of this 4548-nucleotide messenger RNA. RefSeq names its product DNA mismatch repair protein Mlh3-like. Gene Ontology annotation, cellular component: mismatch repair complex. The record is from RefSeq and is a predicted model, not a curated record. Gene Ontology annotation, biological process: mismatch repair. Lineage: Eukaryota; Metazoa; Chordata; Amphibia; Anura; Bombinatoridae. The coding region runs from base 1 to 3912 and encodes 1303 amino acids. Gene Ontology annotation, molecular function: ATP hydrolysis activity; mismatched DNA binding; ATP binding. The transcript has 12 exons.